Dendrobium catenatum is the source of this 1381-nucleotide messenger RNA. RefSeq names its product OTU domain-containing protein At3g57810-like. The record is from RefSeq and is a predicted model, not a curated record. NCBI's taxonomy places the organism in Eukaryota, Viridiplantae, Streptophyta, Magnoliopsida, Asparagales, Orchidaceae. The transcript has 4 exons. Bases 142 to 477 code for a protein of 111 amino acids.
UCAAGUUGAGAGUCCUCACAGAAUAAUUUCCCGCUGUGAUGACGGGGCGCGUCGAUAAUUUGUUGAUGUGAGGGCAGCCAUGAACUGCUGAAGCAAAAGUGAAAUAGUUGACGAAGAAAUGAAGCAUCGGAUGAUUGGAGCAUGAUCCAAGCGAAUCAAAUUCUCUCCCUGCCCUGCUUUUUCAUCACCAUUACCUGUAAAUUUCCGAAAGAUGUCUCCUUUCUUUCCUCUGGAGCUCAUUGCGCACAGGGGUCGGAUCGAACGAUGUUCGGUAACGAUCUUCCCCCGCUGCGAUCGAUUAGAAUUCCCGGUGAUGGGAGAUGUUUAUUCCGAGCAGUGACUCAUGGUGCCUGCUUGAGAGCAGGUAAACCAACACCAAGCGAGAACCUCCAAAAGGAGCUAGCUGAUGAACUGAGAAAUAAAUUGUGCCAGGUUGCAGAUGAAUUUAUCCAGAGGCGAGCUGAAACAGAGUGGUGAGUGUUCAACUUUUCUCGUGUCAUUUUCUAUUUAAAUCCAUCUUUGAUUGCUUUAUCAUAUAUUCAUGCAUAGAUGUGUGAUAGAACCUUCAUAAUUGAUCUGAUCACUAAAAAUGCCAUUAUAGGUUAUAUAAGAGUUUACUUAUGACAUCUUAGCGCUAUGAAUUUAUAGUUGAAUAAUUGUAAUUUGUUUGAAUAGAGUAACUUUUGCUAGAGGAGAGCUUGCUUUUGAUUCUUGUUUAGGUUCAUGCAUAAGAUAUUAUAAUUAGGUCUAAUAAUGAAUAUAGGAAACUUGUUGAUAGCAUGCCAAAUCCAAGAUGAGUUUAAUUCGGAGAGUUGAGUUUCCUUCUUGGUUUUGAAGUGAAGCAACUGUGGUCAGAAUAAUCAUUAAUCAAGCUAAGUAUAUAGGAAAGCUCGUAAACUUGACGGAUUUGAAAAUAUAAAACCUAUGAAGACUCCAAUGAGCCCUUCCAUCUAAGUCUAUCAAGAUAACUUUAGGGUGAAGGUAGAUGUAGGGCAUUAUCAAGAUAUGAUUAGUAGCUUAGCCACAAGUUGUGUGGUAUUUAGUCAAGGUUCGGUCCUGUCUAGAAGGAUCUAAUUUGCAAGCCCUGAAAGAGAAUAUUUGAUCUUUGAAAGAUUAUUUGGAUUUACGUUUAUGAUAUACUCCUGCUUGAAAAUUUUGAUUAAAGAGUAGGAGUAUCUUUAAUUUAAUUGAUAGGAAAUUAAGAAGUGUCUUCAUGGCAAUUUUAGAUUGGAAAAAUGAAAAAAAUUAAUCUAAUAUUGGGAAGGACAAAUUUUAGAAAGGAUCACUUUUUAAACAAGAUUAUGUAAAAGGAGCAGGAUUAAAAAAAAAAUUUAAGAAGAAGCAAAUACGCCAACCAAUUUGGCGUAAUUGCCAAGAGAGA